AUGCUCACCAACGUCAGUGAAGAGUUCGCUGAAAAAGUUGCCGAAAAAGCAAUCGGCCUCAUGUGGAAGAGAGCUAGAAAUCGUAUCGGAGAAUGGACGAGCUUUAUUCCCAAUGUUGAACCAUACAUGCGAUUUGUGUCACUCGGAGUUUGUUUGUUGGCUCUAAUUGCAUCGGUUGGAUUAUUCUUGAUUUAUUUCUUGAAAACAGGAGCCAAAUUUUUAGAUGAUAAUAUUUUCAAUCUCUAUGUGGCCAUUUAUUGUGCACUCUAUGGAUUGAUUCUUCCAUUCCUCGAAAUUCCAAUUCCAACCUUUCAACGAAAAGUUCCCAUUCUCAACAUUUAUCACAAAAACUUUUUAGUGAGAGGAAUUGUUAUCAUUGUGUUGAGUAUAUUUGUUUGCUUUACUGUAAUUUCGGCAUUACCUGGUGCAGGUGGAAUUAUUGUUGGAUGUGCUUACAUUUUCUUAUUGUACAUGAGAGGAAUUGAACCAAAAUGGCUCACUGAAAAGGAAGAAGAACCAAAGGCAGAGUAUUCUCGAUUGGAUCAAGAGGAUGAUGACUUUUAA
Messenger RNA from Naegleria fowleri, 564 nucleotides. RefSeq lists its product as uncharacterized. The transcript is spliced from 4 exons. Bases 1 to 564 code for a protein of 187 amino acids. The record is from RefSeq and is a predicted model, not a curated record. NCBI's taxonomy places the organism in Eukaryota, Heterolobosea, Eutetramitea, Acrasida, Naegleriidae.